This is a messenger RNA of Myripristis murdjan (pinecone soldierfish), 3962 nucleotides long. RefSeq names its product kinesin light chain 1b (gene klc1b). The transcript is spliced from 15 exons. Gene Ontology annotation, cellular component: kinesin complex; cytoplasm. Bases 101 to 1726 code for a protein of 541 amino acids. The record is from RefSeq and is a predicted model, not a curated record. NCBI's taxonomy places the organism in Eukaryota, Metazoa, Chordata, Actinopteri, Holocentriformes, Holocentridae. Gene Ontology annotation, molecular function: kinesin binding. Gene Ontology annotation, biological process: microtubule-based movement.
GCAAAGGCUGUUGGGAGAAUCUUGCCGGAGACAUUUUGGAUUUAAAGGGGCUGAGCUAGCUGUCAGUCCCAGCUCUCGGUUUCCCUGAGCUACCUAGAAGAUGUCCACCAUGGUGUACCCACGGGAAGAGAAGCUGGAGAAGCUGUCUCAGGAGGAAAUCAUCUCCAACACUAAGCUGGUGAUCCAGGGCUUAGAGGCCCUGAAGAACGAGCACAACUCCAUCCUCCACAGCCUGCUGGAGACCAUCAAGUGCCUAAAGAAGGAUGAGGAGGCCAACCUGGUUCACGAGAAGUCCAACCUGCUGCGCAAGUCGGUGGAGAUGAUCGAACUGGGCCUCGGAGAGGCACAGGUGAUGAUGGCCCUGUCCAACCACCUGAACGCCGUGGAGUCGGAGAAGCAGAAGCUGCGUGCUCAGGUGAGGAGGCUCUGCCAGGAGAACCAGUGGCUGCGGGACGAGCUGGCCAACACCCAGCAGAAGCUUCAGAAGAGCGAGCAGAGCGUGGCCCAGCUGGAGGAGGAGAAAAAACACCUGGAGUUCAUGAAUCAGCUCAAGAAAUAUGAUGAGGAUGUGUCACCCACUCAAGAGGAAAAGGAUGGAGAAACACCCAAGGACUCUCUGGAUGACCUCUUCCCCAAUGAUGAAGAGGAGCACGGCCAAGGCAUGCAGCACCAACACAACAGUGCGGCCGUGGCAGCAGCCCAGCAGGGAGGCUAUGAGAUCCCAGCCCGUCUGAGGACCCUCCACAACCUGGUUAUCCAGUACGCCUCCCAGGGCAGGUACGAGGUGGCCGUGCCCCUGUGCAAACAGGCGCUGGAGGACCUGGAAAAGACCUCUGGCCACGACCAUCCUGAUGUGGCCACCAUGCUGAACAUCCUGGCCCUGGUUUAUAGGGAUCAAAACAAAUACAAAGAGGCCGCCCAUCUGCUCAACGAUGCUCUGUCCAUCCGUGAGAAAACUCUGGGCAAAGACCACCCUGCUGUUGCUGCAACGUUGAACAACUUGGCUGUGUUGUACGGAAAGAGGGGGAAGUACAAGGAGGCCGAGCCACUGUGUAAGAGAGCCCUGGAGAUCAGAGAAAAGGUGCUGGGGAAGGACCAUCCUGAUGUGGCCAAGCAGCUGAACAAUCUGGCUCUGCUGUGCCAGAACCAGGGCAAGUACGAGGAAGUGGAGUACUACUACUGCCGCGCCCUGGAGAUCUAUGAGAGCCGGCUGGGCCCAGAUGACCCCAACGUGGCCAAAACCAAGAACAACCUGGCAUCCUGCUUUCUCAAACAGGGGAAGUACAAGGAGGCUGAGAUUCUGUACAAAGAGAUUCUGACCCGUGCCCAUGAGAAAGAGUUUGGAUCCGUUGAUGCUGAAAACAAGCCUAUCUGGAUGCAUGCAGAGGAAAGGGAGGAGAUGAGCAAGGGCAAACACAGAGACAACACUCCGUACGGAGAGUAUGGAGGCUGGUACAAGGCCUGCAAAGUCAACAGCCCCACAGUGAACACCACCCUGCGAAACCUGGGGGCUCUGUACCGCCGACAGGGCAAACUAGAGGCCGCUGAGACUCUGGAGGAGUGUGCCAUGAGGUCUCGCAAGCAGAGCAACACAGGCAUUGACCCAAUCCACCAGACACGUGUGGUGGAGAUCCUGAAGGAUGGAGACGGUGACAGGCGGAGGAGCCGGGACAGCCUGUCCAGCGUAAAGUAUGAAAGUGGCUCAGAGGCCGGCGAGGAAGCCUAAGCCAUCAAGAUUAUUCCUCCAUCCUUCUCUCCUUCCCCAACACAGUAGCAAAGGAUGUGUGUUGUCGUUCCCUCUGGCCUUCUCUCUCCCACCAAAUGAACAGCUCCUCUACCACUCCCGGUGCCCCCGGCAGAGACUCAGAGAGCCCCUCCUGGUUGUCACCUCUGUCCCCUGUUCACCUGAAAACUGCUGGGACGUUUGGUCUUCUCAUCUCUGCUCUGUUCUCCCCCUUAUCCUCUUUUUCCUCUCUCUUUCUUCCACUCUCUCUUUGUCUCUCUCUCUCUCUCUCUCUCUGUCCUUUGCUCUCAAUAACCUUGUGUCAUCCAUCCUGACAGAAAUUGGUAUUUCGCCUCUCUUCUCUUCUUUCUCUCUCUCUCUGUCUUCAUAUCCCAAUAACACAUUAAUAUGUCAUUGUGUGUAACCUUUCCCCCUGAAGAACUCACUCACACGUUUCCUGUCUUCAACACUCAUUUGUAAUUUUUCACACAUGCUAAGUAGAUUUAUCUGACUAAAUAGGGGAGCAGUAACAUUGGAAUUUUAAUCCUUUGGAAGAAGGCAAAACAGAAAUACCAUAAGAUUUCGAACAAGAAGGACCUUUGCUCCAGGCAUCACUCCCAACCACAAUCCCAUACGCUGUAGAAAGUUGCCACCAUAGACUGAAGUUGUUUGGAUAUUACAGAGAAAAAUAGACUUUCACAGUUGUUCCGCAUUGGUCUCACUCUACAGUGUAUUUGUGUUUGUUGCUAGCCUUGAACAUUUGCAGCCACUUCCUAGAAACAAGAGAAAGUUGACAUACAGUAGAUGGCCUCAAAACUAGCUUCCAACCCGGUGCCUGUGUUUAGCCAUAGCAUAUUUUCUUUGAGAUUUCGCUUUUAUUUGCUACCUUAAAGUUUUUAUCAUCUUUGUAAAUGUAUGCAAAUGCCUGAGAUCAUAUGCAGUUGUUAAGAGGUACUGUAUAGUUAAAAAACAAACAAACAAACAAACAAAAAACACUUAUCACAAUAGAUAAUAACUCUUCAACUGUUACAGCCUAGUUGGUGAGAAGUGAGAAAUGAGAAGGGAGCAUUAGCAUUUUUUUGUUUUUAUAAAUAUAUUUCCUAUUCAAGUUUAAUUUUGUAUGAUUUUAUUUGUUUACAUUUUUUAAAAAAAUGCUUUUUAUGACGUUGUGGCUGAAUAUAAAGGCAGUAACUUAACAGUACAUCACAUAAACGAGCAGAAACGUGGUGCCCUGCAGCAGUCAGGCCGGUGCUGUUGGCAUGUCGCUCUGAUCAAAGCAAGCUGUUGUUUCCAUGGUAAUUUAUUUUCAAGUUGCUCUAACUAGGUAGAUUGUCCUUGGUGUUCACACAGGCUGUACAUCUGUGCAGGUUAGCUUGUAUUUACAAAGGGAAUAUCCAACAAUGGCAAAUACUGAGAAGCUUAAAAAGGCCGUAGAGACCAACCUGGAGCACCUAGCACAGAUAUUGGCCACCCAUGAGAUUGCAGCGUAAUAAAUUUAAAUGCCCAGAAUAUUGCCUUUGAACUCAUUUGUUGGUGUAGGAAUAUAAUAGUCAAGCUAGUCUUACAAUUUGAUGGAAGUCUGGAUUCCACAGUAGUAUUAGUGUGUAUUUGUGUGUGUUUUGGUGGUACAAGGCCCACAUUGGCUCCGGACACUGUAUUUUGAACACAAAGCUUGAUGGAGUGUGUUGCCUUUCUCACACAGUUCAUUGCAAGUGAACAUUGUCACUUUGGUGAAGCUUCUUUUCGGCACCGAAAGUUACAGUGCGAGUGUUUCCUCAAGAUCAAAUGUUAUUUCAGAUGUUCAACUAACUGAAUGUAAAAAAAAAAAAUUAAAAAAAAAUUACUUUAACAUCUUGGAAGUGUAACUGUAGGCUGUAUUUAUAGAUUUGAUAAGUGCAUUCAUUAUAUGGCUUUCAUUAUGCUACUUGCCUUGAUUCUCCAUUCCUUCCAAUGAGUAGGCCUGUACUUCUAAUGCAACUCUGGACAAGAGAAAUGACAAUGUUCAUCACAUAAUUAUGACAAUAUUGUUGUGUUAGUGGAAUGCUGAUUAUUUAUUGAACUGUCCGUUCUUGACAUAUAUAGUGUGACUUCAGUUUCCUUAAACGGAAGAACAUAAAUGGUAAGGUCUAUAAACACUUAUCGUAGUAAGUAGGACUGCAUUAUAUUUACCAUUCUGCAUUGUGAAGAUUAUUGCAUCAACACUUGUUGGUAUUCUCAAAUAAAGUUUUUCAUUUGUGAA